This is a messenger RNA of Oncorhynchus kisutch (coho salmon), 1644 nucleotides long. Its product is annotated as E3 ubiquitin-protein ligase znrf1. Gene Ontology annotation, biological process: proteasome-mediated ubiquitin-dependent protein catabolic process; protein K48-linked ubiquitination. The record is from RefSeq and is a predicted model, not a curated record. Gene Ontology annotation, cellular component: membrane; cytoplasm; intracellular membrane-bounded organelle. The transcript has 5 exons. The coding region runs from base 897 to 1541 and encodes 214 amino acids. NCBI's taxonomy places the organism in Eukaryota, Metazoa, Chordata, Actinopteri, Salmoniformes, Salmonidae. Gene Ontology annotation, molecular function: ubiquitin protein ligase activity.
AUAUCAAUCUCUGUCCUCUGCUCACACUGCGUUCGUCUGACUUGGUAGCCUGGGGCGAGCCAGACAUGCGCCUUCAUUGGAUUUCUAAAAGAUAAACAGACAAUUAGGACAAUAUUUUAAUAAAUUCCUCGUGAUUAAGAAUAUAUGUAGACUACUGUAUAUUCCCUAUUCACACGCGUUACAUUGUUAAUCCGAGUAUGCGCACUGAACGCCUCCAUUGUCUACCAGCAGCAAGGAGUGAGAGCGAGCGCGCGGAUAUGAGAGUGCAGGGGAGCGGCAUACAUUGACCCAAAUCUCCGGGAACCGGAGAACAAGCGGACCCGGACACACGUAUGUCGUUGGAAAGACCGACGGGCAGACUGACAGCAACAGUUGUCAUGGAUAUGGUUAUGAUCAGCUGAACCAGUCUUCAAGACAAAAAUAAUAACAUUAAAGGGGGGUAGCCUAGCCUACUGCAGGGAAGCGCGACUGUCGGAACCGUUGUUGCGCUUUGUGCUUGUCAUCAUCCCUGUUGUGAUUUGGAGCAGGCUGUCCUGUCAUUCGUUGUGAGGGGAAAACGUUUUGCGUUUUGCUUAUCUUCAUCAAAGGGAGUUGUUUUUCUGUCAUUCAUUUGACAUCAUCCUCCUAUAAAUGAUCGUUUUUCUCUGUUGAGCUGAAUCAAAACAUUCGAGUCGCUCAUGUUCCUGUCAGGGAAAUGGGCUGUUGCGUCUGUUAUACACAGCUGCUUUAGUCAGACUUGACAACCGGGAUUUUUUAAAGCUGCCGUUUUGUCCCUGGCAAGAGGCGAUCAAGUGCACUGCAGACAGGCGUGUCGGGGGCGAUUCCAGUGACGGCUCUCGACUCUCUGCGGGAGCCCCGUUUCAACAGCCCCCACCCAAUUGUAUCGGGCGAUUUGGAUGGGGGGCAAGCAGAGUACGGCAGGGCGGCCCCGGGGUGCUUUUCACGGUGUCUCGGCGGAUGACAGCGCAGUGGCACCCUCGGCCCACUUUGGGCACUACCGACCAAGUGGCACUAUGGGGUUACGCAGCCGCUCAGUGAGUUCUGUGGCUGGGAUGGGCAUAGAACAUAGUCCUACGGUGCCCUUUGGUUUUUAUACCCCCAGAGGAACAGACUCGGACAGGGCUGGAGGGGGGUCUGGCACUAACGCCGCCCAUGGUAACGGCUACCAGGAAACGGGCAGCGGGCAUCACACGGAUGGUAUGCUCUAUCUGGGCUCCCGAGGGUCGUUGGCAGACACCUUGCCCCUGCACAUUGCACCCCGGUGGUUUAGCGCCCACAGUGGGUUCAAGUGUCCUGUCUGCUCCAAGUCUGUGGCGUCUAAUGAGAUGGAGGUGCACUUCAUCAUGUGUCUAAGCAAGCCCCGCCUGUCCUACAACGAUGACGUGCUGGCCAGGGAUGCCGGGGAGUGUGUAAUCUGUCUGGAGGAGCUGCAGCAAGGAAACACCAUUGCCAGACUGCCGUGCCUCUGCAUCUAUCACAAAAGCUGUAUAGACUCCUGGUUUGAGAUCAAUCGUUCCUGCCCUGAGCAUCCUUCAGACUGACUGACCUCUGUGCUCCUACUCCUACUGUUCAAGGACACUUUAUGUUCCUAUCAUGGAUAUCUGGACACUGAAGUAACCAAAAAAACUAAACAAUCAAAACAAC